Paramecium primaurelia is the source of this 1245-nucleotide messenger RNA. Lineage: Eukaryota; Ciliophora; Oligohymenophorea; Peniculida; Parameciidae. The record is from the annotation of a GenBank genome assembly.
AUGAAUAUGAAACCUAGAGUAGUUAUGGUUGGAACAAUAGGAUGUGGUAAAACAACUUUACUCAACAAAAUUUGUAAUAAAAAUCUUUAAACAUAUUUGGGAGGACCUCAAGAUACUAAAGAACCAAAUAUAAGUCAAAGCGCUUAUGGGAAAGGAUUUCUAUUGUUAGAUGCACCUGGAUUUUGUAAUGAUUGUACAAGACUAAAUGAUUGUAUUGGAAUACUAAAAUCUAUAACAGAUGAACCUAUAAACUAACUGCUUGUUGUAGUUAAAUUUGAUCGACAUACUAAAGAGGAAUUGAGAAGGAUUAUAAAUAUUUUCAAAAGAAUUAAGGAUGUUAUUACAGUAGUUAUUACUUUUUUUCAUCAAUCUGAUGAUUAAAAUGAAAAUAGAGAAAAAAUUAUUAAAUGGCUAAAGUAAAUAGAAGUAGAAUCAGUAAUAUUUAAUUGUAUGAAUACAUCAGGAGAAGAGCUUUGCAAUUAGAUCGAUAGAAUAAAUUCUAAUUCAAAAUAAGGAAGGAUAUUUGAGUUAAAAUAAACAGAACUCUUUAGUAAUUUUAAUUUAUUUAGUUAUAAUGAUGACAUAUUUGAAAAUUUGAUAGAUGCACAAUAUUAACUUAGAGAUUAGUUUUUAGGCAUCGGGCGAUUAUUUAGAAAAGUAAUUGAAGAUUUUCCAAUUACUCAAUCAAAAUUUUCAGAGUUUGCACAUUAAAUAAUAUUACAUAUCAAAGAUCAAGCUGAUAAUUGUUUUUUUUAAUUUAAAGAAAAGAGGAUGGAUUUAUUUGAAGAAAUAUAUGCAAGUUGUCAAUAUAAAGAAUUAUAAAUUUUAGCAGACAAUCGAAUUAAGAAAUAUUUAUCUCAAUAAGUUUAUCAUACUAUUUAUUGUGCAUUAUAAAAAAUGAAAUAAGGUGGGUUUUUAGAUGUUAAUUUUAUUAAACAAUGUCCUUAUUGUGGAGAAAUUUGGAUAUAGCCAAAUGAAUUUGAGGGUUUAAUAUUUUGUGGAUCAUCAAAGUCUAAAGAAAUUUAUCUUCAAUAAAAAUUUUAAAUAAAAAUGUUAGGCUGCGGGAAGUAAUUAUAAUGGAAUGAUAUGAAAUCUUUACCAUUAUCUUUUUUGAUUAAUCAAUCUAAUAUAGAAUCUUUUAAUUAUUUAUCUGCUGUCUUAUCAUAAGAGGAGGAAGAUAAAUAUAUUAAAGCAGCUAAGAAAAUUGAAACUUUAAUAAAAGAGAAAAAAAUUAUAAUAAUUUGA